Molecule: messenger RNA, 999 nt
Organism: Ichthyophthirius multifiliis
Lineage: Eukaryota; Ciliophora; Oligohymenophorea; Hymenostomatida
Product: protein kinase domain protein
Exons: 5
Biological process (GO): protein phosphorylation
Molecular function (GO): protein serine/threonine kinase activity; ATP binding
Source: RefSeq, a predicted model, not a curated record
AUGAUAUCUGUCUAGUAAUGCUAAUAAGCUUUUUUUUAAUAAAAAAAUGAAAUACAUUAAGGAAUUGAAUUAUAUAAUAUUUUCUAACAUCUAGGAAGUGGAAACUAUGGAGAUGUUUUCUUAAUUUAACAUAUAUAAAGUUAAAAAUAUUAUGCAAUAAAAAUUCUUGAUUAUAAUAAACUUUUAAAAGAAAAUAUACUUAAAUAUGCAAUUUCAGAAAGAAAUAUAAUGCAAAAAUGUGACUCUCCAUUUAUAGUAAAACUUCACCAUUCUUUCUAAUCUGAAAAUCAUUUAAUUAUGGUUAUGGAUUAUUGUCCAGGAGGAGAUUUAUAUUCAUUUUUAUAAAAAAAAUAAAGAUUUGAUGAAGAAUUAGCAAUCAAAUAUUUAUGUGAAGUCCUUCUUGCAUUAGAAGAACUUCAUUUUUAAGAUGUUAUAUAUAGAGAUAUGAAACCUGAAAAUAUAGUAAGAUCUGACGAUGGACAUAUAAAAUUAAUUGAUUUUGGAUUAUCAAAGGAAAAUAUAGGAUAAGGUUAAUCCAAAACUUUUGUUGGGUCUGCAGUUUAUAUGGCUCCUGAAAUUAUUGGUAAAAAAGGACAUAAUAAAGCUGUAGACUGGUAUUAAUUUGGAAUUUUGGCUUAUGAAUUAAUGGUUGGUUAACCUCCUUUCAAUUAAUUAAAUAGACAAGAGUUAUACUAUUAUAUUUAAAAUAAAGAAGUUAAAUUUCCUUCAUAUUUAUCUGAAAAUGCUAAGAAUUUAAUUUCAGCUUUACUUCAUAAAAAUCCAGAAGAGAGAUUAGGAAAAGGAGGAUCUUAAGAAGUAAAAUAACAUCCUUUUUUUAAAUAAAUAAAUUGGUUUGAUAUUAAAUAAAAAAUAUUUUAAUUACCCAAACCUGAUUUACCUAAAAUCGUAAAUUAAAAAAUUGAUUUAAAGUAAAAAGUAAGUAAAUUAAAAUAAGAAAAUCAAUUAUAAGAUUGGUAUUAUUAUAAUAAUGAAAUGUGA